AUAAUGCAAUACAAAUUUCUGUUUUUUAUUUGUGUGUAUAUUAUAUACAUAAGUACCAUAAUACAUGCCGCCGACAAACAAUACUUCCCAAAUCUUCCAGUGGGCGAAUAUAAAUUGAAAUUCAAAGCGGCAUACGUGUGCAAUGCGAGUGCGGAUUACAAAAUCGGGUUCUAUCUUCAUUUAACCAAAGUGUCACCUACAAAAACAAUGUUGGUGGGAAAUAUCACUGGAAGAAUCGUGUUCGACGACUCCUUAACGUUACAUGUGAAUAUGGCGGUAAUGGAUAAAAUCGGAGGAUGGAAAGACAACGCAUAUAUUUUUAGUAAGGAUAAAGCUUGUUCUACGCUGAAGUACUUUUUGGGAAAACAGUGGCCUGUGCUCAUGGACAGUUUAAACAUGAACGACCAUAAUUGUCCAAUAAAAAUAAGAACGGAUCCAAUGAAAGGGUUUGAUUUAACUCUCAUCGAAGACAGUAAUUUUCCUAAACAAUUUUUUUACGGUACUUAUAAAUUUAAAUUGUCAUACGUUGAUGUGAAAAAUCAACUGGUCGGUUGUGUGGUUUUCGUUGUGGAAAUAAUAAGACCGUGGGAGGUCCAAUAUCGUUUCCAAUAA
Messenger RNA from Adelges cooleyi (spruce gall adelgid), 612 nucleotides. RefSeq lists its product as uncharacterized. The record is from RefSeq and is a predicted model, not a curated record. The transcript has 4 exons. Bases 4 to 612 code for a protein of 202 amino acids. NCBI's taxonomy places the organism in Eukaryota, Metazoa, Arthropoda, Insecta, Hemiptera, Adelgidae.